Molecule: messenger RNA, 168 nt
Organism: Dothidotthia symphoricarpi CBS 119687
Lineage: Eukaryota; Fungi; Ascomycota; Dothideomycetes; Pleosporales; Dothidotthiaceae
Exons: 1
Source: RefSeq, a predicted model, not a curated record
GUGUCUACCUCCGACGACUCACUCUGCGGUAUUUGCUUCGAACCCCAUACAAUCAUGCGACAGCUAAAGGUAUGUGUGCAUGAAUUCGGCGAGGAGUGCUUACUACAACAACUCCAGUCUAAGUUUGCAUGGCGCUACAAGUGUGCUUCCUGUCGACGGGCAAUGUUG